Messenger RNA from Aspergillus mulundensis, 2136 nucleotides. RefSeq lists its product as uncharacterized. The transcript has a single exon. The coding region runs from base 1 to 2136 and encodes 711 amino acids. The record is from RefSeq and is a predicted model, not a curated record. Lineage: Eukaryota; Fungi; Ascomycota; Eurotiomycetes; Eurotiales; Aspergillaceae.
AUGUCCGACCAAACACAAGCUGGAAUGCUCAAACAACUUAGGCAGGACCUACUGCGCAAGUAUGAGCUGCAUGGGGAGCGAGUCGGGGAGAUUUGGCGCGCCUGGAGCCCCGCCCAACGCGCAAAGGCACUAAAGGCUGGGGCUGCAGAGGGAGUGAUGCUGAAAUCCCGCACUGAUCGCUCUCUAGGCUUUACUCGGCUGCUGAUUCCCGAAUGGAAUAUCCAAGAUUUAACAGCGCCGUCCCCGGAUCCUUCCACUUUGAUGGCCCACCUCCGCCAUCGCGCCCUGUCCCCUCUACUUGAACAGUAUGCUCAAGGUCCGAAUGGACAGCCUGGCGAUGCAGACGUCAUCUUUCACGGCAUGGAGCGCGGCCUUCAAUACUCGGAGUCAUAUCGUUAUGAAUUCACGCAGUUCAUCGACGAGGAAAGCUAUGGUGUGUCUAUGGCCGCUAGAGACGGCAACAUGUAUCGACAGGUCAUGGCCGGUAUGCAAGCUGCAGUCGAUAGCAGGCACAUCGUUCCCCGAUCGGCUGGAGAGCUUAUCUUGGCGAGGCAAGUUUCCAUACUACAGGCUUUGAAUAUCCUUGUUGAGGAUAUUCUUGAGCUGGGUUCGUCCACAAGAGCCACCGCUGUCCCGAAAAAGAAGCAACCCAAAGAAAUAAACCGGGCACCUCCAGCUGCUGCGGAUUCUAAGCCGGCGAAGCUGUCCCUGGACGAGAUCCUUGCUCGUGCUCAAGAUCAGAAAUCAUCUGUUGAGGAUUACCUUGGUCUGUGUCGGAAAGAAUGCGCCUUUCUUGCACCGAUUGUCAAUAUGUGGUUCGCAACACGCCCCGAGCUGCUCCCGGAUGAAAGAGGGCAAAGACUACCAUUGCAUACCGACAAGUACAAAAGCACUGCCUUCUUCGAAGCGCUGCACUCCGCCGUUAUUGGUGUCGCUGUUUGGGACUAUAUCUGCCGACUGCUCCAAACUCUCAUCGACAAGCCGGACGACAGGCAAUAUCGGACCAUGGUCCUGCAAGAGAUUUCGAAUGUCUGCCACUUCGAGUACGAUAGGGUGCAAAAGCUUUUCAAGCGCUACGUCCAAACGUGCACCGGGGCGAAAUACUUCAGACGCGCUUCGGGUGGAGGAAAGAACAAAGCGGUCCGCGUGGUAAUGAAGGGCAAGCCAGAGGCUGUCGUUCAGGAGGAUCCACAACUUGGCUAUCUUCUCCAUCUCUGCGAACCAAAAACGAGCGCUAUCAAGUCCGUCCAGUGGAUCGCUAAGCUUGACGAGCUUCACCACGCAGAGCCGAGGAAACUCGAAGAACUGUUUGACUCGGAAUAUGAUGCCCUAGGCGACCUUGCGGUUAUUGCAGCCUUCAUUCAGUCCCUGGCCGCUUCCCUACCCUUGCCCCCUCCCAACGGCACGAAGGGACAAGUAUUUGUCUCCAGAUUGAAGAGCCUAACUACGGAGCUGGACGCGCUUACGGACGAUCUCGAUCUCAGCGACUUUGUUGUCCCUAUUGAUAAUCUUUUGGAGCCUGGGGUUGCUGAACGCGCUUUGGUUGUGCUCAACAACUUCAUUAUCAACAAGGCCGGGUCUGAAAUAGGCCUGCUUUAUGAGGGUGUCACGGAAGAGGCUCUGAAUGCGGUCCAGGUUCAGUACUCCGAAAACCGAGCGAUCGAAAAAGACCUGCAAACUAGGUUAUCCAUCACAGAAGUAUCCACCCCUACACCUGAGGUAAUUAUCCAAGAGCGCCGUGAAAAAGCAAAGACCCGUCCUGCACACUCGUCAGUAUACAGUAUUGUUGGCGAUGAACCUGCCGCUGGAGAUGCUGAAGCGCCGUCCCGAAAAUUGAAGGUCAACAGGGAUGCAUUUGAGGUUUUCUCGACCCUCUUCUCACGGGCAGAAGCACAGGGACAAGGUUCCAUUACCUGGGCGGCAUUCCAAAAGGCAAUGCAAAACCUGAAGUUCUCCGUCAUUCCAAGAUUCGGUUCGGUCUUCUCGUUCCUACCCCCGGGCGACCCUUCUUUGUCGAGACCUUUCACAAUUCAUCGCCCUCAUCAGUCCCGCAUCGAGGGGUAUAAACUGAUAUACUUUGCGAACCGCCUGAAGAGAAUCUACGGAUGGGGGACGGACACGUUCGAAGUUGCGUGA